AUGGCAAAGGGCGACAUCUCCCUUGCCAACACCCUCGCCGAAGCGACCGCAGCGGAGGCUACCAGGAAGUCGGCGGCUCGGAUGAGGCAGACGAGCGCAGCGGACCAGCCGACGACUACCGAGGCGACCCCGACCCCGGAGAAGCACCCCGAACCAGGCCGCCGAGCGACCACCACCACCCAUCAUGGCGACCUCGACUCCCUCUCCGACACCAAGGACGAGGAGGAGGACAUCCACCGACUCCAGGCGGAACGAGAUCGGCGCGAGCGGCGAGGUCGUAAGUCAGGGUUCCAGUGCGCCGGGUGUGGGGGUGACCAUCCAUGGUCAGAAUGCCGGUUCCUCGAUGCAAUCUGCCGCCAUUGCAACAAGCGGGGCCACAUCACCAAGGUGUGCCGAUUCAAGCGGAACCAUGCCCCCCGACUACGAGACGGCAGCCCCCGGGGACGAGAUGGCACCCCCCACAGAACCAGAGACCGGUACACCGAGAGCCGAUGGAGCCGGGACGGAAGAAACAGACGUCUCAACGAGGCCAGACAACGAGAAGAAACCCACCAAACGGUCGUCAUCGGCCACUCUUCAAACGGGGAUGCCCGGAAGAUUGCAUUUAAAGGGCGCACCGAGAUACUUCCCCUGACAAUUGUGGACAAAGACCGCCCUAGCCUCUUGGGACUGCAAUGGUUCGUGCCAUUGGGAAUAGAAGUGACGGGCAUCAACCACGUCACCGAGGCGGACUGGGAGGAGCAACUCGCAAAGGACUUCCAGGAGGUCUUCGACGGCAGCCUAGGCAAGUACCGAGGGGCCCCAAUAUCCUUCAGCCUAGACCCUAACAUUGCCCCAAUCCACCUGAAACCCCGGCGAGUGCCCUUCGCACUCAGACCCAAGAUCGAUGAGCAGUUAGACAAGCUCAUCGAGCAAGGGGUACUUGAGCCAACAGACCAUGCCAGGUGGGAAACCCCUAUAGUCACCCCGGUCAAACCAGAUGGGUCGGUGAGAAUCUGCGGUGACUACAAGGCCACCCUCAACCGCGCCCUGCAACAAAGUGCCUACCCCGUCCCAGUGGUACAGCACCUCCUGCACUCACUGGGGGGAGGCAAGGUUUUCGCGAAACUCGACCUGGCACAGGCUUAUCAGCAAUUGCCGGUCGACGUAGAAACCGCAGAGGCACAAACCAUAGUCACCCACCGGGGGGCUUUUCGCUGCAAGAGACUCCAGUUUGGAGUCAGCGUAGCACCGGGGUUCUUCCAAAGCCUCAUGGAGAGGCUACUCCAAGGGAUUAAGGGGGUCGUGCCCUACUUUGAUGACGUGCUGGUGUCAGCGACCAACCAGAAACAAUUAGAAAGCCGUCUAAGGGAGAGUUACCGGCUAACUCACCGACCCGGUAAGACAAUAUCACAUGCAGACGCCUUGAGCCGCACGCCCUUGCCCGACCUGGACACCGACCCAGCACCCACCGCGUCCACUCUGAGUAUAGAGACCUUACCCAAUCUCCCCGUGACCGCAUCAGACAUUGCCCGCGAAACCAAUAAAGACAAACAUCUGGCGCAGGUCUUAAAUUGGGUGGAGAAGGGGUGGCCGGAAAAAGACGAUGACGAACAAUUCAGGACCUUUCGAAACCGACAAACAAAACUUUUCACUCAAAAGGGUUGUUUACUGUGGGGGGACAGGGUUGUUGUCCCGGAAAAAUUACAGAAAAGGGUCUUGGAAUUGUUGCAUGAGGGGCACCCGGGCAUCGUUAAGACUAAAGCCCUGGCCAGGAGUUACGCCUGGUGGCCAGGGAUGGACAAGCAAAUCGAAGCCUGGGUGGCAACAUGCAGGCAAUGCCAAGAAUCCAGGCCGAGCCCUCCCGCCGCCCCAAUCCUGGAAUGGGAAACCCCCAGAGGGCCAUGGUCCAGGAUUCAUAUAGACUUUGCCGGACCCACAAAGGGACACACCUUCCUCAUAACGGUAGACGCUUACUCCAACUGGUUGGAGGUAAGCAACAUGAGAACUACCACCACAGAGGCCGUUAUCAAAGAACUCAACAGACUAUUCUCAACCCACGGCCUCCCAGAUGUAAUUGUAUCAGAUAACGGGCCCCAGUUUACUGCUCUGGAAUUCGAAAAAUUCCUAGCGGAACGGGGAAUACGGCAUGCACUGACAGCGCCAGCACAUCCGGCGGCGAAUGGGAGGGCGGAACGAAUGGUCCAGACAACCAACAAAAGCCCGGCAGAACUAUUAAUGGGGAGGAAAUUAAGGUCCCCACUAGACAGGCUGCACCUCACGUACGACCCAGAAAACCCCCCCGAUUCAUCUAGCAAGCACCGAACAUUCGCACCGGGCGACACAUUGGGAUAA
Molecule: messenger RNA, 2334 nt
Organism: Notechis scutatus (mainland tiger snake)
Lineage: Eukaryota; Metazoa; Chordata; Lepidosauria; Squamata; Elapidae
Source: RefSeq, a predicted model, not a curated record